CGAAAUCAACAAUUUCUAUUUUCCUUCUUUGUUUGUAAAUUUGUGUAAAAAUUGUUAAGUGUAAAUUGUUUCGUGUAAAUAACUUAAAAUAUCAUUAUCAGUAAAAUUUUACGACGAUGUCUUCUAUGGAUUUUGAUCUCUAGCACAAAAUUGUGUUUGUUCAGUUUUUGUAGGACAAGUGAAGUGAAGUGGACGCGAUCUUGGCCAAACUCUUAACAAGCUAAAAAUACUUUUGCUUCGUUAUAUAGCGAUUUGUAAACUAAACUUUCUUUUCUUAUUUGUGAUGUACCCGCAUUCCACCAGCGCUGAAGAAGAACAGAAGACGAAUCUGAUUCCGAGUGUGAAGCUUCUUCAUUCCAAAAGAAAAGGAAUAUUCAUACACCCCUCGGCUAUGUACAGAAGUAGUGCACCCAGCUGCACGAAUAAUUUUACAGUUUCAAUAGCAAGAACUGUGUGUGGGUAAAGUCUUGUUGCGUCGUAAAUAGAGAAACUGAAAAAAUGAAACUCUUGGAGAGUGGUCGCCUAGAGGCCCUGAGCAGCGCCCUGUCAAUCCUGAACGGUGAUAGCGCUGUGCAGAGCCGCGUAGAGAGCUACAGUUGCAAAAUGGCUGGAACUGAGAAAGCUUUCUAUAAACGAUUCACUGCUGAUGGAGAGACCUCCCGUGACCUGCAAGCCCUGUCUCCACCUGAAGGGGUCAUGUAUAGUCGGAGCUUGUCUGGGGAUGAGGAUGGUGUGCUGUGCGACACAAUCUCACGGAAGACACUCUUCUAUUUAAUUGCGACAUUGAAUUCUGCCUUUCCAGAUUAUGAUUUUUCAAUGGCAAAGAGCAGCGAGUUCAGUGCGGAGCCGUCGCUGAGCUGGGUGCAGGGCGCGGUGGACGGCGCGCUGUCGCCGGUGGGCGGCGCGCGCUGGCGCGGGCUGCGCGCGGCGCUGUGGGCGGCCGUGGACGAGGAGGUGGCGCUGCCCGACUGCCGCAUCUACAGCUACAGCCCCGACCUGGCCAGCGACCCCUUCGGCGAGCCCGGCUGCCUCUGGGUCUUCAACUACUUCUUCUACAACAAGAAGCUGAAGCGGAUUGUAUUUUUUACUUGCAGAGCUAUGAGCCCAGUCUGCGCGGUCGACUCUGGCGUUGAUUUCGCUAUGGACGAAGAUGAGGAGUAUAAUUAAUUAAUGGUUUAAAAUUGUUCAAUGUUAAUAAAUAAGAUGAGCACCUCUGAAAUAACUCCUAUUUUAAAGAUUAACAAUAUUGUUAAGUCACAUUUAAUUUUAUCAACAUGUGGGCAAUUAUAAAUAAAUAAAUGCAUUGUAUGGGUCUUAACUAAACAUAAUAACUAAUUGCUUACUUUAUUUUUACCCAUAAGUUAAUUGUAACUAGACAUUUUCACAUAAAUCUAAGUUUGUUCAACAUUAAAUAAAGUUGUUUUAGAGGAUUCAACGAAAAACAGAAAUAUUUUCGGUGUACUAAUACUAAUAAUAUAGUGGUGGUAUCGAAGGUGGAAUAAUAUAGUGAUGGUAAUUUGUAGAAAAGGUUGUUUAGCAGUAGCUUUAUUUUCCGGAAUCUUCUCUUUUGUGAAACUGUCUAAACUAUAUGGUUUUAUAAAUGUGCUGUAAGAUCGAAUGUAGCUUUAUGAUGUUUUUAUUUUAAUUGUACUUUAUAAUAAUAUGUAUAAAACUGCAAAUAUUAAAUAGUUUAAGGUGAUUUUCAUAUGCUGUAUGCGGUUACCGAUGUCACAGUACGAGCGGGACAGUGUUAUAGAUAUACAUAACAUUCUCUCACCUGCACGUUGAUAUCGAGUAAGCCACAUCGGUGUGAUUUCGCGUUUUUGUAUUUUUCUUUGUAGGCAACUUCUUAUUUUGUCUGCGCCAAUCGCUGUGACCUGCGCUGCGCGAGCCUUGCUAACUGCUACAUAAAUUUUUGGGCUCGCGUGGUUUAGAGAUGAGAACAUACCUGAUAGAGGUCGCACAUUUUUUUUACCUCACUGACCUCACUAACACAGAUAUAACCUGCACAUAAUUAUGAGGUUUAUUAGUCAACGAGUGGUGCAGACACAUUUUUACUAAGUAUUGUCGAAAUAUAUUAUUUAAUAAGUAUCUAUUAUCUUUUCUCAACCAUACACGGAACUUCUUAAGAAGUGACUGACUGACUGGUAAGUCAGUGAGUGGCUGAAUGCAUAGCUUACCAGUAUCUAAUUUAAAAUUAAAUGAGCGUUCAUGUCUGCAAUGAAUUUUAUAGCGUUCGGUACAAAUUUCCGUGUAUUUUCGAGAAAGGCAUUGCAUACCUACUUCUGCAGGGACCAGGAUUGCUUGAAUAUAUAUUACAGAGAGUUUAGGUUUUUUUUUUCCAAAAUCUUGAACCACUGUAUUUAGUACCUUUCAAGCAAUUUUUGCCUUCCCGGCCGUUAUUUUACAUCUUGAAACUUGGUUUUGGUUGCCGCAUUUAAUAAGAGGCAUUUCUUUUUUUUCUGUAUACCUACUUUUUAUUUUCAUGAUUCAGAUUUACAGAAUAUGUAUGAAUUUUAACAAUAAUCAAAUUUAUUUAUAGUUACAGUUAUCUCUGGUAUAAGGGUGUAGACUGUAGAUUUAGGUGUGACUUGUAAAAUAUAGAAAUAAAAAAGCUGAGUUAAGAUCUCAAUGUUUCGUACCAAAAUGUAUGUCAAUGUCGAAGUUUGGAAGUGGAACGAAUAGAUAUAACACCUACUUGGAAGUAGUUUAAUCAGGUUUAAAAUCUCAAAAUAAAUUGCAACACUUCAGAAAAUGGUUGUUUUCUUUUUGAGAUUUUAUAGGUACUUGAUUGUACAUUUUAUUUUGGUGUAUAAACCUUUAUUUCAGCUUUGGGAAGUGCUUGGUGCUUAGAAUUGAUCUAAUUUCUACAUCUUGUACACUAACCGUGUCUUUAUUUGUAUUUUAACAACGUAAGUUUUAUGCAUUAAAUCAGUAGAUUACUGCCAAGUACAAGCUCUUUAAGAAAAAAUCAUUUGUAUGAUGGCCUUUGCCUCAAAAUGUUCAUAAUUCAGUAAAAUGUGAUUUUGUGUGUGAGCGACACUUGGCUGAACUUGAAGUAUUAGCGUAUUGUGGAUAGCGGAAACCGUAUUUUAAGUCACUUAGAAAUCCGCCUAUAUUUUAGGGCGUCACUUUCAAUAUUGUUAGCGACAUAAUUACACUGAAUUAUACAUUUUUUUCUGAA
This is a messenger RNA of Leguminivora glycinivorella, 3184 nucleotides long. RefSeq names its product repressor of RNA polymerase III transcription MAF1 homolog (gene Maf1). Bases 499 to 1167 code for a protein of 222 amino acids. Gene Ontology annotation, cellular component: nucleus. Gene Ontology annotation, biological process: negative regulation of transcription by RNA polymerase III. The transcript has 4 exons. The record is from RefSeq and is a predicted model, not a curated record. Gene Ontology annotation, molecular function: RNA polymerase III core binding. NCBI's taxonomy places the organism in Eukaryota, Metazoa, Arthropoda, Insecta, Lepidoptera, Tortricidae.